This is a messenger RNA of Nicotiana tabacum (common tobacco), 1603 nucleotides long. The record is from RefSeq and is a predicted model, not a curated record. NCBI's taxonomy places the organism in Eukaryota, Viridiplantae, Streptophyta, Magnoliopsida, Solanales, Solanaceae.
UGGUCCUCCUUUAAAUACUAUUGCUGCAAAUUCAGAUCUAGGGUUACCUACUCCUUUGAAUACCACUCAAGAAGAGGAUUCACCCAUAGAUUGGACUUCCUCUUCAGAGGAAGAAGAAUCUGUUGUUGUUGCUGAUGAUGUAGUAGACAUUGCUGCUGAUUCUCAACAAGUAGAACCAGCUGGAGAAGAAGAAGAAAUAUGGUUACCUACUCCUUUGAAUACCACUCAAGAAGAGGAUUCACCCAUAGAUUGGACUUCCUUUUCAGGGGAAGAAGAAUCUGCUGCUGCUGCUGAUUCUCAACAAGUAGAACCAGCUGGAGAAGAAGAAUAAAUAGCAUCUGGUGAUGAAUCCGGAGGUCAUUUGAUUGUGGAAGUGAUGUCCAUGAAGAGUUAAGGGUUGUUAAAGAAGAUCUAAAGAAAUAUAGACAAAAGAAUAGGAGAAAACUUAGGAAGGAAAAACCUGAUGGAUCUUUAGGUGAAGUUGGAGUUGAUGAAGGUUAUGAAAACAUAGAUCAACCCCAAAAAAAUAUGAGUGACAAAUUAGGAGGUGAUGAUGAGCCUUACUAUGAUAGUUCAGAUCCAUAUAGUUUUGAAUCUGAAUCAGAUCUGGAAGAGGAGGGUGAUCCUGUAUCUGAUGAUGAUGUAGAUGAUAUGGGACAUUUAAGGGGAAGGAAAAAAACAAAUAGAGUGUCUUAUAAUCCUUCUGCCAAAAUUGUUACUUGGCAAUUAGGGAUGGUAUUUGAGAAUGUGAAGGAAUUUAGAGAAGUAGUUACCAAGUAUGCUAUAAAGAAAGGUAUUCAGCUAGUUAAGGAUCCCAAUGAGCCCCAUAGAGUCAGAGUUAAAUGCAAAACUGAUUGUCCUUGGUUGUUGUAUGCUAGCAGGGAAGGUAGGAGUACGAACUUCACAAUCAAGACUUACAAUCCAAGACACAAAUGUCAUAAAACCACUUACAACUAUCUGUGUAAUUCAAAAUAUGUGGCAAAGCAGUUCAAAGAUAGAAUUACCUCACAACCUAGAAUUAAAGGUUGGGAAAUUCAGGAUAUGGUGAGAAAAAAGCUUGGUUUUUAUGUUGGUAAGGUUGUUUGUUUGAAGGCCAAAAAGAUUGUGUUGAAAGAGAUUAUAGGGGAUCAUGUUGCUGAGUUUGGUAGGAUUCUGAACUAUAGGGAUAUGCUACUCAAAACAAAUCCUGGUAGCACAUGUGCAGUAAAAUUGACAGACACAGAUGAUGGGAAGAAGUAGUUUGCCAAUUUCUACAUUUGUUUUGCAGCGAUGAAACAUGGGUUUAUGGAGGAUUGUAGGAGAUGUAUAGGGUUAGAUGGAUGUUUUUUAAAGGGUGUUUGUAAAGGGCAACUGUUGGCAGCAGUAGCAAAGGAUGUGAAUAACGAAAUGUUCCCAAUAGCUUGGGUUGUUGUAGGCACUGGAAAAAAAAAGCAAACAUGGAAUUGGUUCCUCAGGCUAUUGCAAACUGAUUUGAACUUGGGAGAUGACAGGGAACUCACCAUGAUAAGUGACAUGCAAAAGCUGUUGAAGAGAUUUUACCUGAAUGUGAGCACAGAAUGUGUGCUAGACACAUUCUGGCAAACUGGGCUAUAAAAUGGAGAGG